CGCCCAAGGUCACCCAAUGGGCUUCCAUGGCCAAGCCAGGAUUCGAACCCUGGUCUCCUAAGGAGGUCUGACUAAGUUGAGAUCCAGCCUUCAGGCUGAACUCCAGCACACACUUUCCUGGGUGUAAGUCCCCAAGAACCAUCCAAGUGGGUGGUGAAUGACAAAAUAAUUCCUCACUAUAAGGAGAGAAUCAAGAAAAUGAAAAUCUUAUGACGUCACUGUGGCUUGAUGGGAAAUGAGCAUGUAUGCUGAAGAGACAAUACUAUAGUUUGGAAAUCAAAGGGGAUCAAAAAUGCAGAAGGAAAACCAGUGAAAGAAUGGGAAGAAGAAAUCCUUUGAGGGUGCUCAUAUGAAAUAAUAAAAGAAAAUAAAGCAUCUAUCUGUAACAAUAUAUUUGCAAUACUAAUUGUACAUAAAAUACAUGAUCGACCUGAGAAACAAACCAUACAGAUUAAUGGAAUUUGGAAAGAACUUCGGUGAGAGUGACUAUCUGCAGUUCACAUCAAGAAACCCAUACAGGAGAAAAACCAUCUGAAUGUAUAGCAAGAGAAACCAAAUAAAUGCAAGGGAUGUGGCAAGUGCUUCAGUGAUAGUGAAAUAUGUACUAAACAUCAAAGAAUUCAUACAGCUGAGAAACAGUUUACAUGCAUGGAAUGUUGACAGAGCUUCAGUCACAUUGGAAACCUAUGUUCAUAUGAAAGAACAUGUAUAGGAACUGGAAGCAUUUGUUGAAAUCAAAGAACCCAAAUAGGGGGAAGAAAUCCUAUGAAUGCAUUGAAUAUGGGAAGAGCUUCAGUUGGAAUGGACAAUUCUAUCCACACCACAGAACUGGUUUGAAACCAUAUAAAUGUAUGGUAUGUGGAAAGAGAUUCAGUCACAUUGGACACCUACAUUUCCAUAAAAGAACUCACACAGAGACGAAACUAUACAAAUGUAUGGAAUGUGGAAAGGUGUUCAAUCAGAGGGGUUCGUAUGCUAAACACCAAAGAAUCCAUAUAGGGGUGAAGACACAUAAUUGUAUGGAAUAUGGAAAGAGAUUCAGUCAGAAAGCAUACCUCUGUUCACAUGAGACAGUUCACCCAAGAGAGAAACUAUAUAAGUGCAUGGAAUGUGGAAAAACUUUUAUUCGUAGCAGUGCAUUGACUAGACAUCACAGAAUCCAUACAGGGGAGAAACCGUAUAUGUGCGGGGAAUGUGGAAAGAGCUUCAGUGAUAGUGGAGCAUGUACUAUACAUCAAAGAACCCAUACAGGGGAGAAACCAUAUAAAUGUAUGGAAUGUGGAAAAACCUUCAGUCAUAGUGGAACAUGUAGUAGCCAUCAAAGAAGUCACACAGGGGAGAAACCAUAUCAGUGCAUGGAAUGUGGAAAGCGUUUUAGUCAUAGUGGAACAUGUAGUAGACAUCAAAGAACCCAUACAGGGGAGAAACCGUAUAUAUGCAUGGAAUGUGGAAAGAGAUUCAGUCAGACUGGAAGCCUAAGUACACAUCAAAAAACACACACAGGGGAAAAACCAUAUACAUGCAUGGAAUGUGGAAAGAGCUUCAGUCAUAGAGGAACAUAUAGCAGACAUCAAAGAACUCAUACAGGGGAAAAACCAUAUACAUGCAUGGAAUGUGGAAAGAGCUUCAGUCAGACUGGAGGCUUACGUUCCCAUGAAAAAACCCACACCGGGGAAAAGCCUUACAAAUGCAUGGAAUGUGGAAAGAGCUUCAGUCGGGGUGAACAUCUCUAUUCACAUCAGAGAACUCACACUGGUUUGAAGCCGUAUAAAUGCAUCCAAUGUGGAAAGAGCUUUAGUCAGAAUGGAAGCCUACAUUCACAUCAAAGGAUACACACAGGGGAGAAACCAUAUAAAUGCAUGGAAUGUGGGAAGUGCUUCAUUCAUAGUAGCGCACUAACUAUACAUCAAAGAAUUCACACAGGGGAAAAACCAUAUAAGUGCAUAGAGUGUGGAAAGAGCUUCAGUAAUAGUGGAGCAUGUAAUAAACAUCGAAAGGCUCACACUGAGGUAAAACCAUGUAAUUCAUUGAAUUUGGAAACAGCUUCAGUGAUAGAGGAACAUGUACUGAAUGUCACUGCACCCACACAAGGGAGAAAGCCAUAUUGAAAUCAAGGUAAUCUACAUUUGCAGCCUUUGAUGAACCAAGAGUGUAAAGUUGUUUUUUUUUUAACAAAAGAGAAAAGAAUAGUCUGGACAAACUUUUUUUGAGAAAUCCAUGGUGAGUCUUAGCAAUGAGAGCAUGCUUAUUAAGUGUUCACAAACUCAUUUUUUAAUCAUAGGUUCAAGAUAUGUAGCUCCCCCCCUCCCAUUUUGAACAUGGAGACAAAAUGCACUCACCUCCACAAGGACCACUCACAUUUUUGAAGAAUUAUCAAUGCUUACAGGUAUUAAUCUGCAAUCUACAUGUUCCUUAGCAUCCUUGGAUGCAGUUUAUCUGGCCCCAUAAAUCUGAAUUCAUUUAAAGUAAAAGUAAUAGUCAUACCACCUCAUUGCUUAUCUUGAGCUGCAGCCUCUUCACUGCCUAACUUGUUAUUUCCCCUUGGCUUGUGCACUGUUUUUCCUUUGGGGAAAGACAGAGUACAAAUAGGUGUUGAACACUUCUGCUUUCUCUCUGUGCCCCAUUCCACUUCUUCUUUUGUUCUUCCAGGAGGGGCUACUCUGACCCAUGCAGAAGCUUGAAUCUUCCUGGUGGACUUGAAGUGUGGAUAGGUGGACUUCAAAGUGUUGUACUUCUUUCCCAGGAGGGCAGCAUCUUUCCACUUACUUGCAAGUAUACAGCUUCCGCCAUCCACUAGCAAGGAGAUAAGCACAGCAUGGAGCACAGGUCACUGGAGUAGUUCCCUCACUGUCAUUGUCCCUGUUAACCGAGAGUACCUUCCCAUUAAGCUCCCACACAAAAUACUUCUGUUUGUUCUCCCUGUUUGCAAGCUCCUGACCACAAGCUCAUAGAGAAUAUGAGGGACACUAUAGAAAGAUAAGGGCUACUGCAUCUCACACACCCACAGACCUGGUCAAUGAACAAGGUGUGGGAAGGGCCAAAUGGUGAGGUAAAAUUAGAAUGGGGGUCAGUGGGGCUGAUGGUCAAGAGAUGGAGGAAUGCAGGGAAGGAUAGGAAGACAAUAUGGUGCCAGUGAAGGUUUAGCUCUUGGAGAGAAGAAGAGAGAGAAGGUAACAGAUUGUUUUCUUUGGCUUGUCUCCCCUUACCUAAUCUGACUUUCACAUGGUUUCUUAGGCUGGAACAUCAUGUCUCUUCUUGAGAUAAUGGGCACUGCCACAGAUUGUUUAAAUACAGAAUGAUAAUCCUUUCACUCUGGUGCACCACCCAGUCAUAUUUUCUGGGAUCAGUUUCAGUUAUUGUGGCCUGAUCAUGUGGGCAAUACAUCAUUGAAUUGUUCUCUUCCAACAUAGGUCAGCCCUACAUAGGUCAGCUGAAUGAAACUACAUGUGAAAGGGAUCAAGGAGUCCAAGUAGACCACAAGUUGAACAUGAAUCAGUGGUGUGAUGCGGCAGCUAAA
This is a messenger RNA of Sceloporus undulatus (fence lizard), 3517 nucleotides long. RefSeq names its product zinc finger protein 501-like. The transcript is spliced from 3 exons. The coding region runs from base 705 to 2108 and encodes 467 amino acids. NCBI's taxonomy places the organism in Eukaryota, Metazoa, Chordata, Lepidosauria, Squamata, Phrynosomatidae. Gene Ontology annotation, biological process: regulation of transcription by RNA polymerase II. The record is from RefSeq and is a predicted model, not a curated record. Gene Ontology annotation, molecular function: RNA polymerase II cis-regulatory region sequence-specific DNA binding; DNA-binding transcription factor activity, RNA polymerase II-specific.